GGUCAAUCAAAUAGAACCAAGGCUGCCCACCAGAGAGCAGGACCUCCAAAACAUGGUCCCCACCAGUUUGAGUCCUGCUGGCCUGUCUCUGCUUCCAACCCAACUGCUCUCAGGCUUUAGUUUCAUGUCAACAAUCUCUAUUUGCUUUCCAAAAAUAAGCUUCUGCCACCAUGCUGAAGGGAGAAAAACAAGAAGGGCGGUAUUUUUAGGGCCAUUAAUUCUGACCACGUGCCCAGGAGGUGAACCGGAUGACCACUGCACAAAGACUUCUCAUCACUAUGUUCUCCAAAGCCAGCAUUCAUCGGACAUUGUCUGCUUUCAUUCUCCUGUGUUUUUUAGCUGGGAUUGCUUCAACAUAUCCAGUUGUAAGCAGAACUAAUGGCACAUUGCUGGAAAGAGGAUGGCAAUCUCUGUUGUCAAGGUCCAUUGCUGGGAUGUCAGGGGAGAAGUCAGAUGUGAACUGGGAGAGUGACUAUUUGCUAGGAAUCAAGAGGCAGCGGAGGCUUUAUUGCAACGUGGGCAUCGGGUUUCACCUUCAAAUCCUCCCAGACGGAAGGAUAAGCGGAGUUCACAAUGAAAACCAAUACAGUCUCUUUGAAAUAUCCACAGUAGAGAGAGGUGUUGUUAGCCUGUUCGGUGUGAAAAGUGCUCUCUUCAUUGCAAUGAACAACAAGGGGAAGCUAUAUGGAACGGCUGUUUUCCAAGAUGAAUGCAAAUUCAAAGAAACCUUGCUGCCCAAUAACUACAAUGCAUAUGAAUCAAAUGCUUACCACGGUGCUUACAUAGCGCUCAGCAAACAUGGGAGAGUGAAGAGAGGAAAUAAAGUUUCUCCAGCUAUGACAGUGACCCACUUUUUACCAAGAAUAUGAACAUGAAUGAAGCAGAAGACUUAAUCCCAGGAAAAACUCUUUCAUUUUGCACAUGGGAAUAAUCUCCCAGGUAAAGUAUUUAUACUGUUAAUUGAAAAAAAUCUAUAUGUGUAUAUUUGGAUAAAAUUAUUUGUACUAGAUUCAUCAUAUAGCAUAUGUAAUAUUAUGCUGCUUCUCUUCUCCUCUGUACAAAUUUUACAUGGCUGUGUGCCUCCUUUGGUGCUGAACAGAGAAAAAUGCAAGUUGGAGUGCAAAGAGAAAAAAUAUUAGGAAGAUACAGAAUGGCUGUGAUAAUUAUCUAAUCAACCAUUGAUUAUUUACUAGCUAAUAUUAAUUACCUCAGAUACAAACCCUACAUGGUGAGCUGUUUACAUAUCAUGAGCCAAAUCAUCAAAUGACUUUGCUUCACCAGAACUUCAACAGUUUACUCCAUCUGAAUAUCUGCCUGCACCUCCCCUUCUACACACGUACACUUGUGUCCUGUCUUGUGAAGUCCUCAGACUAUUUUGACCAUGAUGGUGCCCAUUCCAUAACUGUUUCCUCACAAGCAAAUUGCCUACCCCUAGAGUCCCUUUUUCUCUGAAGGGAUUCUGCAGGGCCUCCUCAAAUGGGCUUGUUGGCAAAAUUAAAACCUACAAUCAAUUUCCCCCAGGAAGGGCCAUGGGGUAUAUCAGAGAUGGGUCCCAAAUACAAAAUGCAUCAGGAGAUUAGGAUGUUGAAUGCCACCCACGCGGCAUUUUGUGAGCUACUUAAGUUUAGACCUACCUCCAAUAUAGAAGUGUAUAUCUUUAAUAUAAAUAUAUAUAUAGUCAUGGUAUGUGUGUUUGUGUAUCUAAGUAGUUACAUACUUUUAAUACAUCAGUCAUCACAGUCUCUAGAUGCCCAGGUGCUCUGAUAUACAUACACACAUACAAUCAUAAAUAUUUAACAGUAAUGUAUUCAAUUUUAGCUGAACCAUAUUUAUCUCUAAGAACUGAAACCGGUCUGCAGGAUGCAUUAUUUAAUUAUAUAAUAUAAAAUAUAUGGAAUUCAUGAAAGCUUCUAUCAAAGGGUUAUUGUAGAAAAUGUCUUUGUUUUGAAUUCAAUUCUAUUUACUGCUUUAAGUAUAUUUGUUUCUUUUCUAUGAUACCUCACUGAGGUACCAAGUACAGAGGAAGAAGGAAUUUAUGUAAGCACACCUUCCCAGGUUGGUGCAGAGGAAUUUAAACUAUAAUUAGAAUUUCUGUCAAUUGCAAAGCAUCACAUUCAAAGACAUCAUGGCAAGCUAUAGUGAAAUAUUCUCCAGAUGUCUCCUACAAGCCAUACGAAUGGUGCAUAACCUUGCCUUACUAUUUUGACAACCUUUUUCCAUACCACGAUUCUCUGUGCCUAUGAAAGAGUAUUUUAAGAUGUCCAAAGUCAAUAGUCACUAUAAAUGUCAGUUACCAGAAGCCUUGGGAUUCCUGCAUUGAUGGCGUGCUCCUAAAUUUGAAACUAGAUUCAAUGCAAUGUCAGAGCAUAAGCAUUUUCAGCAUAGAUGGACCGUGCUGCUGCAGAAGUGAACAUCUGAGUGCAAGAUAAUCUCCCAUGUGCAGCCAAAAUGUGACUAUGUCCAGCCUUGACAUGCCAUUCUAUUUGCAGGGGGUGUCUAUUCAUAAUGAAUUUGAGCCUUCUGACAUGUAAGAAAAACAGUGUUCAGGGCCAGAUCCUCAGAUGGAGUAAAGCAGCCAAACUGGACUAUCAGUUUAUAGCUGCAGAAGAUUUGGCCCAAAGAGUGUGCCUACAAGGGUGCAUCUGCAGCCAUACUUUCUGACUUGUCAAGACAAUUUUUUUGUGGACAUAAUACAGUUUUCCACUACUUUUGUGUAAUCUAUACUUGAAUUUAAUUUUCUUAAAUGUAAGUGGUGAUCACAGUGUAAAGAAAGAGUAAAAAGAAUGGAACACUGCUUACAUUACACUAAGGGGACAUUUUGGAUAUGGCAAAAGAUAGGAGUUACUCUUUAUUUUCGGGUCUUGCAGUAUGUAGAAAGAAGUCAAGUUGGCACUCAUUGUUCAUCCACAAUGUGUGCAGCAGUAUACUUUGGGGGAAAAAAAAUGCAUUUUAAGAGAAAAAGUAGAAUGUUUUGAGUGGGGAGAUUGCCUCAAAGUAAUGUUUGGUUGAUAUCAGACAGUUACACUGACAUAGAGUCCCUAAUGGUGUUGAUAGGCAGACCACAGCUGUGUUGAAAUACAUUAGCUGACAAUCUGUAUUCUUGUGUUAUAUUCCUAAUUGUCUUUUGAAAUGAAAUUUGAACAAGGGUGGAAGAGUGCAUGGACAUAGAAGAAAUCAUAGUUUGAAUGCUGACACGUUUGUUUCUGAUUACAGCUUACACCAGUGUCAUUAGGUUAGGAUGAAUUCUGUUCCCUCUUAAACCAACAUAGUUUGAAUUAAUUUGUUGGUGGUGGUACUGAUAAGUAAUGGGAUAGCUGGCAUAAGAAGAUGAGAAUCAGAAUCACUGACUCCGUUUUACACAUACUGGUCAACAACAAGAAAACCAUAGACCAGGUCACAAGAAGUCUGUUUAGAUGCAGCAAGCUGAGCUGAACUUGUUCUUAAGAACUGCAGACCCCCGUGGAUGCAGUUUUGGUCAGCAUUUGGAAAUUCCCACUAUUCACUCUGCUGAGUUACUCUUUACACCACUGCUUUGCCCAUAUUACAUAUCAAUGCCAGACAGAUCAACACGGAAGUCAACACUGAAACCACAAAUGGUUCUGCAGUGUCUGGAGCCAUGAUUAAUACUAGAAUGAACAAUGACAUUGUCAGAUGUGGUAACUGGCAGGAAGCCCCUCCAGCACAACUAGUGUGGUACUGCAGCAUUGUGCAGUUAGUUUUAGGCUAGUUGGAUGUGACUUUGAUAGAGGUUCUUCUUCAGUGAAUGCUUGGCUACGUUCACUAGAGGAGUUAAGGUGCGUGCUGACACACUGUUGUGCAUGUGCAAGCAGUCUAGGGGCAGCCCACAAUAGCAGAAUUCACUGUGGUAGAAUUCAAGAAGUUGCACAGCCUCAAAAAUAGCUGGACCCUGUUCUUCCUCUUGCUCAAUUAGCUAAAUUCUGCCUUCUUCCUCUGUUGUUAUUUUCAUGUAAGAAGGAGGGCUUAGAAAAACCACCACUCACUUUAGAUGCUUCAGGAUAAGUUUAUUGAGCUGGUACAGAAGAAAAAAAAUCAUAAGCUGAAUUUGCAUCAUAUGGAAGUUAUAGAGAGAAUAUGGGCAUGAUCUGGCAAACUCUCAAGCAAGGCCAUCUUGAAAAGAACAGUUUAAUGGAUAUGUGACUACAUAAAGACAAACUCAUGAAAGUAAAUUUCCCAAGUCAGAGCUAAGAAACCAAUUUUUGACAGUUUUUUUUUUUUUUGGUGGUCCCUUUCAAAGCAUAUGUCAUCUUAGUGUGCAUUAGCACAAAGCCUUGAAAUGAUCUGCAAACUUUGAAAGUAUUGCUGUGAAUUCACCACAUGGGCCUUUGUGGCUUAGAUUUUGCACGAUAUUCUCCCAAGGACUUGAAACCUACUUUCAAAGUUUCUUCUUCCAUAGGCAAAGCCCAUGAAAAUUUAAGACCUAAUCCACCUCUGUUAGAAAAUAGCCUUUACUGCCAUUGCAUCAUGCCCUUAAAUAAUCAUUUUUUUUCCCUAAACAGGCAAAGAGAUGGACAUUCAUACACAGUGGAAAAGCAGAGUAAUUUAUAUAUACCUCACUAGCUAUUGCAAUUCCAAAAUUUUAUUUGCACAGUAAAAUGGUGCCAAAGUUCUCACAUUAUUUUUUGUCACAAAAAUAUACCUCAUAUUCUGACUCAAUAUAGACUCAUAAUUGAUACUGUAAAUUUGCAAGAAACACAAAACUUUUCCGAUCAAUUGUUUGUGAAAUUGCUUCUAUUUUUAUAUGUAUGUGCUGCGCACAAUAGUUUAAUGUAUUCAUAAAAUAAAGUUUUAUACAUUUUUUGAA
Oxyura jamaicensis (ruddy duck) is the source of this 4822-nucleotide messenger RNA. RefSeq names its product fibroblast growth factor 6 (gene FGF6). The record is from RefSeq and is a predicted model, not a curated record. NCBI's taxonomy places the organism in Eukaryota, Metazoa, Chordata, Aves, Anseriformes, Anatidae. Gene Ontology annotation, cellular component: cytoplasm. Gene Ontology annotation, molecular function: fibroblast growth factor receptor binding; growth factor activity. The transcript has 3 exons. Bases 249 to 869 code for a protein of 206 amino acids. Gene Ontology annotation, biological process: positive regulation of gene expression; fibroblast growth factor receptor signaling pathway; animal organ morphogenesis.